Molecule: messenger RNA, 800 nt
Organism: Andrographis paniculata
Lineage: Eukaryota; Viridiplantae; Streptophyta; Magnoliopsida; Lamiales; Acanthaceae
Exons: 2
Coding region: 219-674 (151 amino acids)
Molecular function (GO): nucleic acid binding; zinc ion binding
Source: RefSeq, a predicted model, not a curated record
AAUUCAUCACAAUUUUAUUACUUCAAUCCCUCUCUCUCUAUCGGUCCAUUAUACAUUCAUAUAUAAUAUAUAUAAUAUUACAUAUAUACUACACUCAUAUAUAUAAAUAUAUAUUUAUAUACUUACUAAAUAUUAUUAUACUAUUUAUUAUAUAAUACGUUAUCAGCACGAAGGCUCUUGCUUAUCUUAUUUUUGCUGAGCAAAAUAAUGAGUUAUUGAUGAAAAGUCAUCAGUCCCGGCCCACUGGUUCCAGUCCGUUCCCUGAAGCGAAUGUGACAUUUUAUGAACGAGGCCGAGGACGUGGUCGAGGCCGUGGACGUGGUCGCGGUCGUGAGAGUCAACGCGGUCGAUAUACCCCUUACAAUCGCCGCAGUUUUGAUGUUAACAAGAUGCAGAGUAAACCCCAAUAUAGGGAUAUAGCUGAAAAGGCUAAACAGGGAAAGAGACAAAUCGGCGUUUGUAAUUGGUGUGACAUUGAAGGCCAUUGGGCCAAUACCUGCAGAACAGUCAAACACCUAGCCGAUCUUUAUCAAGCUUCACUGCAGAAAAAUGGGAAGGAGGUCAAGACUAAUCAUGUUGAUAAUGAUGACGACCCCGAUGAUGAUCUUUUGGAUUAUGACACAACGCAUCUUGACAUAGCGGAUUUCGUCGUAGAUCCAAGAAACCCCCAGUGAUAGACAUAUUAUGUCAUUUUAUAUUUUGUAAUAUUUAAAUUAUCGCAUACCACCUUUAUGUAAUGCAUUUUGUAAUAUUUAUAUUUGCCUUUAUUAAUACUACGUUAUUUAUAUUUGAAGGUUAAA